AUGGCAAGAGCGGCUGCUCCAGCGGCGGCUGCUGCAGGGGCGGCUGCUCCAGGGGCGGCUGCUGUAGGGGCGGCUGCUCCAGGGGCGGCUGCUGCAGGGGCGGCUGCUCCAGGGGCGGCUGCUGCAGUGGCGGCUGCUCCAGGGGCGGCUGCUGCAGGGGCGGCUGCUCCAGGGGCGGCUGCUGCAGUGGCGGCUGCUCCAGGGGCGGCUGCUGCAGUGGCGGCUGCUCCAGGGGCGGCUGCUGCAGUGGCGGCUGCUCCAGGGGCGGCUGCUGCAGUGGCGGCUCCUCCAGGGUCGGCUUCUGCAGUGGCGGCUGCUCCAGGGGCGGCUGCUGCAGUGGCCGCUGCUCCAGGGGCUGCUGCUGCAGUGGCGGCUGCUCUAGAGCGGCUGCUGCAGUGGCGGCUGCUCCAAGGGCGGCUGCUGCAGUGGCGGCUGCUCCAAGGGCGGCUGCUGCAGGGGCGGCUGCCCCAGGGGCGGCUGCUACAGUGGCGGCUGUUCCAGGGGCGGCUGCUGCAGUGGCGGCUGCUCUAG
This is a messenger RNA of Closterium sp. NIES-65, 531 nucleotides long. NCBI's taxonomy places the organism in Eukaryota, Viridiplantae, Streptophyta, Zygnematophyceae, Desmidiales, Closteriaceae. The record is from the annotation of a GenBank genome assembly.